CCUGGCGCGGGGCCCGCGGGCAGCCGUGGCGGCCGCCGGGGACCGCAAGGGGCGGCGCCGAGGCGGAACGGGCCGUCCGCGAGCCGCGCAGGAAGCGCCAAGCAUGCCCCGUGACAACAUGGCCUCCCUGAUCCAGCGCAUCGCCCGCCAGGCGUGCCUCACCUUCCGCGGCGGCUCCACCGGCUCCGAAGCUCCCGCGCCGGGCUUCCCCGAGAACCUGAGCCAGCUGAAGAGCCUGCUGACCCAGCUGCGCGCCGAGGACCUCAACAUCGCGCCCCGGAAGGCGCUGCCGCAGCCGCAGCCGCUGCCGCGCAACCUCCCGCCGGUCACCUACAUGCACAUCUACGAGACCGAGGGCUUCAGCCUGGGCGUGUUCCUGCUCAAGAGCGGUACGAGCAUCCCCUUGCACGACCACCCGGGCAUGCACGGUAUGCUCAAGGUGCUCUACGGUACGGUACGCAUCAGCUGCAUGGACAAGCUGGACGCGGGUGCAGGGCCGCGGGCGCCACCGCCUGAGCAGCAGUUCGAGCCGCCGCUGCAGCCCCGGGAGCGGGAGGCCGUGCGGCCGGGCGUGCUGCGCUCCCGGGCCGAGUACACCGAGGCCAGCGGGCCCUGCGUGCUCACGCCCCACCGGGACAACCUGCACCAGAUUGAUGCGGUGGACGGGCCAGCCGCCUUCCUGGACAUCCUGGCCCCACCCUACGACCCGGACGACGGCCGGGACUGCCACUAUUACCGUGUGCUGGAGCCCAUCAGGCCCAAGGAGGCCUCCAGUUCUGCCUGCGACCUGCCCCGUGAAGUGUGGCUCCUGGAGACCCCACAGGCCGAUGACUUCUGGUGCGAGGGAGAGCCCUAUCCAGGCCCCAAGGUUCUACCUUGAAGCGCCCGCUGCCGGGCAACUGUGGCCCAAAGAUGUGCCCUGCCUUGCUCAAGAAAGGCCUGGCUGCCUGCGACCUGCCAUUAAGGGCUCCUUCUCUCUGUCCCCUCUCCUGAGCGAUGGAUCUACUGGAGUGACCAGCGCCUCAUCUUGGGCAACCUGGGGGAGCACGGCCCACUGGAGUACAGCCACCGGGCACGGUUAUGGGGGCGGGUCGGGGGGAGGCUAGGUUGCUUCCUGGUACUGUCACUGCCACCAAGGUUUUGAUUUAAGGGAGUGGGGCAGGGGACCCUACAGCGCUUCCAUACUAAAGCCAUAAUGAAAAUAGCCUUGUUUCUCAUUCUCUACAAAAUACACUAAAUGGUUUUGAAGCUCUC
This is a messenger RNA of Peromyscus eremicus (cactus mouse), 1254 nucleotides long. RefSeq names its product 2-aminoethanethiol dioxygenase (gene Ado). The record is from RefSeq and is a predicted model, not a curated record. Gene Ontology annotation, cellular component: mitochondrion. Gene Ontology annotation, molecular function: oxidoreductase activity, acting on single donors with incorporation of molecular oxygen, incorporation of two atoms of oxygen. The coding region runs from base 104 to 880 and encodes 258 amino acids. NCBI's taxonomy places the organism in Eukaryota, Metazoa, Chordata, Mammalia, Rodentia, Cricetidae. The transcript has a single exon.